AUGACAGACAUCGACAACUACCGGUACCGCGUACCGCGGCCAAACUACAUACCUCACCAUGUCGACGCCGAGCCCACCGUUGUUGAAGAGUACGAGCCGCUCGGAAGCGCCAGCGAGCUGGACAAUGCGGCGUACCUCGCGAAAGUGAAGAAGGCGGCGCAGCAGUACGGCAUCGUGCGCCCAAAGGGCUACAACGUCACGUUCCACACGAACCCAGAGAUGGAGAAGCACCACUUUGGCCAAACGCACCCAAUGAAGCCGUGGCGGUUGACGCUGUCCAAGAGUCUGAUCAUGUCCUACGGCAUGCCUUUUGCGAUGGACAACUACAUUGCGCGCGCGGCCACCUUUGAAGAGCUAAACAGCUUUCACUCCGACGACUACCUGGACUACCUGGGUACGGUGCUGCCCGAACCGGUGCCGCGCGAUCUCGAUAGCACGAAUCCGCCGGACCUCAAGUUCAACCUUGGCGGCUCGGACUGUCCGCUGUUUGAGGGUCUCUACGAUUACUGCUCCAUGUCUGCAGGUGGCUCGCUGGACGCAGCGCGUAAAGUGUGCAAUCGCGAGGCCGACAUCGCCAUCAGCUGGGGUGGUGGCCUCCACCACGCCAAGAAGGCCGAGGCGUCUGGGUUCUGCUACAUCAACGAUAUUGUGCUGGCGAUCCUGCAGCUGUUGCGCUGCUAUCCGCGCGUUCUGUACAUUGACAUUGAUGUGCACCACGGCGACGGCGUGGAAGAGGCCUUUUUCUCAACAGACCGCGUCAUGACGUGCUCUUUCCACAAGUACGACCCCAUCAACUUCUUCCCGGGCACCGGUGCCCUCGACGACAACGGACCCAAAAACGAGUUCAAUGCCGGCGCGCACCACGCGAUCAAUGUGCCGCUCAACGACGGCAUCACGGACGAGCAAUACGCCUGGCUGUUUGACAGCGUGAUUAGCAAGAUCGUUGAGACGUUCCGGCCAAGCGCGAUUGCCCUGCAGUGCGGCGCCGACUCCCUCGCCGGCGACCGGCUGGGCCGCUUCAACCUGCAGGUACAGGGCCACGGGCAGUGCGUGGCGUUUUGCAAGAAGCUGGGCCUGCCCAUGAUUCUGUUUGGCGGCGGCGGCUACACGCCGCGCAACGUGGCGCGCGCGUGGUCGUGGGAGACGGCCAUUGCGCUGCAGUGCGAGGACAAGAUUGAUCCGGUGAUUCCGACGCACACGCCCUGGCGCGACCACUUCCGGCAAGAAGAGCUGCUGCCCACGCUCGAGCAGAUUGUCGGCGAGCCGCGGCAGAACAAGAACCCCCAGAAACGCAUCCAGGAGAUCGUUCAGCACGUUCAUGAGCAGCUGCGGUUUGUGCAGCAUGCGCCUAGUGUACAAAUGCGUGAGAUCCCGCCAGACUUGGGCGGCAUCCGCCAAGAGGUGGAUGAGAUGCUGCGCGAGGAGGCCGAGUCCAAGGACGAGACCCUACGCAAGACCAAGGAAGAGGGUCUUGGUGUUGCCAUGGAGCAUUAA
Messenger RNA from Sporothrix brasiliensis 5110, 1494 nucleotides. RefSeq names its product histone deacetylase HOS2. The record is from RefSeq and is a predicted model, not a curated record. Gene Ontology annotation, molecular function: histone deacetylase activity. The coding region runs from base 1 to 1494 and encodes 497 amino acids. NCBI's taxonomy places the organism in Eukaryota, Fungi, Ascomycota, Sordariomycetes, Ophiostomatales, Ophiostomataceae. The transcript has a single exon.